GCGAGACGACCAUGAGGUCUGUUGGCCGCUUCUCAUAUAGCUCCGCCGAAAGUACCGACUUUUCACCGGUUGGCAAGGGAGGCGGAGCACGAGGUACGCAAUGGAUGGCAUGCGGUUGCCGACCCUCAGCGACUUGACUCUGCUCUCCAUUCCACGUCGUGCAUCUCGGGCCCCUUGUAGCGAGUACUUUGCGCCAUCGGCCAAGGGUUCCACCCCCCCUUCCCCACCCCCCUUUUCCUUCCCCCUCCUGGACCAUUCACCCAAUAAGGCGCAGAGGGGAAAAAAUUUUCGUGGCGAGAAGGACGACUAGAAGCUGAAAACGAGAAAUGGGCAGCAGUUCAUACGAUACGAUCCUGCUACAACAAUGACGAGCAGCCCUCUUGAUCAGAGCCAGCCAUCGACCGAUGAAAGCACCUUGAAGCGCCAUGUCAAGGCGAAAUUGCAUGCCUUAGACGGCCGAGAAAGAGCGGUGUUGCCACGCGAGGACGCAAGCAGGCGCAAAACGCCGUCGUUCAGCAGCUUUUCUGCCGACAGAGGCGGAGGAGAGGAGAUGCUGUCCAGCAAGCGCAGUGGUAGGCAAUUUGACGAAGCCCUAUCGUACGUUGGCGUCAUCGACGCCGAGGGAGAGAUCGGAGCCGUGCCAGUCCUGAGCCGCAGAUGCCGGCACCCCAGCCUGUCCAACUUGAGGUUCUCACUGCGCCGGGCGUUGAGCUCGAGUGACCUCAGGGCCAACGUGCCAUCGGCUGCGUCCACGUCGGCUCAUGAUAGUCGCAGAGGAAAGACAAGCAGUGGGCUGGUCAAGUCCGGUCGGGUAUGCGGCUACUCAGAGAGUGCUUCUUUGGGCUCCUCGGCAACGGUGUCUUCCUCUCCCUUGUGGAAGCCGUCGCCGUUGCCGUUGCCGUUGCCGUUGCCGUUGUCGUCGCAGAGCAACGCCAUUGGUCUCACUGCAUCGUGGCGAUUGUCAUCGGCAGCCGCGACAAGCUCCUCUCCGACAUACACGGAGAAAAGACUCACCCAGGCUGGCCGAAGCAAUGGCGCGAGACGACAGAAGAGAUUGUUUGUGAAAAGCACAAAGUUGGAGGAGGCCUUCCAUGAAGGAUCCGACGAGCAGCGGCAACAGCCGGACAAGCACAGGACGGAAGCCGACGUUCUUGCCUCGAAAGAGGCAAACACGCUCGCCGUGGCCCAGAGUGCAGCCGUCAAGCCUCUGAAGAGCGUAGAUGCGACCCGGUCAACGAUGUCGUUCACCCUCGACGGUGGCGCAAACACCAAGGCAACGAAUGCUGUUCCUGAAAAGAGGACGCUCAUCGUGCUCCCAAACGAUACUGACCAGGACUUGGGCAGCACCCACUACCACGCCAUGGACACUGGGCGAAGCCACCGAAGAGGUCGUAGUAUGACGACGACGGCGACGACAACAACAACAAUGAUGUCUUCGUCUGUCUCCUCGUCUUCUUCGUCCUCCAGUUCCAUAAUGGCCACAAGCGGAGCCAGGUCCAGCACAAGGCGGAGGGGCCACGUGGUCAAGUCGAUUGACAUGCGGGACAUGUAUGCGAGCAGGCAGCCGAGGCAGUCGCUUGGUGCGUCCGUCGGCGAGCUCCUUGGUCUCGAGAGAGGCCGUCGCACAAUUCUGCACCGCGGCACAGAGGAUGGCCCCGUCCUGCUUUCUUCGACGCCGACUCGAGGCAAAUCCGCUUUCAGCCUCGAGCGUACUCCAACGGUACGCAUGCAUUCGCAGGCCAUCAGGGCAGUGGGCAAUCACAGCAGCAGUCAUGCCCUUGCUUCCCCGUCGGCCGCCGGGCGAAGCUGGCGCACGUCGCUCGGCAAGGCAGACUUCUAUGGCCAACGUUGGCAAUUCUCCUUGCCGGCCACUUCUGAGCUACCCCAUCCCCCGACGGAUCCAACGAUGGUGACGAGUGCAGCCAUCGGCAUUACCGACGGCCAGCGCCACUUUCAAUGGGAGGGGUCCCAUCUCCUCAAGCUCACUGAAAAGGGCACGGGCACCCAUCGGACCCGAGCUCUCUUCAGGAGAGACGUCAAGGAGACCCGUGGCGCCGGUACACUGGAGUAUGACGCAGAUUUCCCUGAUGUCGAUGUGCUCGUCUUGAGCCUCCUGGUCGUCAUGGAUUGGAUCUGUACGACGGUGGGAGGCGGCGACGAAUGCCGCUGAGAAGAUCGUAGCCUCCCUCUCCUCGACAAAUAGAUUGCUUCUUUCAUUGAAUUUUCUACUACCACGUUACACCACUCUUAUCAUACCCCUUUCUUAUUAUAUCGCCGCUUUUGGCGUUCAUCGCCAACCGUGCGAAGGGCUGAAUGCCAUAUCCUUCAUCUCAACUACGG
Acaromyces ingoldii is the source of this 2340-nucleotide messenger RNA. RefSeq lists its product as hypothetical. The transcript is spliced from 3 exons. The record is from RefSeq and is a predicted model, not a curated record. The coding region runs from base 365 to 2170 and encodes 601 amino acids. Lineage: Eukaryota; Fungi; Basidiomycota; Exobasidiomycetes; Exobasidiales; Cryptobasidiaceae.